This is a messenger RNA of Carya illinoinensis, 1155 nucleotides long. RefSeq names its product protein FAR1-RELATED SEQUENCE 5-like. The transcript has a single exon. The record is from RefSeq and is a predicted model, not a curated record. Bases 1 to 1155 code for a protein of 384 amino acids. Lineage: Eukaryota; Viridiplantae; Streptophyta; Magnoliopsida; Fagales; Juglandaceae.
AUGCGGUUGACAACAAUGAAUAAUUCACAUAAUCAUGUAAUCAGCCCACAGAAAUCCCGCUUCUUUCGAUGUAAUAGAGAAGUUAGCGAGACCGUUAAAAGAGUCCUAGACACAAAUGACUUAGCUGGCAUCCGAAUGAACAAAAAUUAUGGAUCUCUUGUAGUUGGCGCAGGUGGCUUUGAGAACCUCCCAUUUUUAGAAAAGGAUUGUCGCAAUUACAUCGACAAAACUCGUCAUCUGCGACUUGGUGCAGGUGGUGCUGGAGCACUUCGUGAUUAUUUUAUGAGGAUGCUGUUCAAGAAUAACUACUUUUUUGUGUUUAUGGAUUUAGACGAUGACGGGAGGUUAAAAAAUGUAUUUUGGGCAGAUCCACGUAAUCAGGAAGCCUAUAAGUAUUUUGGUAAUGUCGUGACAUUCGACACCAAAUACCUGACUAAUAGGUAUGGGGUGCCCUUUGCACCAUUUGUUGGUGUAAACCAUCACCGGCAGUCGAUUCUUUUGGGAGCUGGAUUGAUUUCCAAUGAGGACACGGUGACAUUUGCAUGGCUGUUCCAAACCUGGUUGCAGUGUAUAGAUGGAGUAGCUCCAAAGGCUAUUAUUACUGAUCAAGACAAAGCAAUGAAAAAUGCAAUUGCUAUUGUCUUUCCAGAAACUCGACAUAGAUUUUGCCUAUGGCAUAUACUUAAGAAAGUCCUCGAGAAGCUUGGAUCAUCUGCUAGAUACAGACUUGGGAUGAAAACUGAGCUGAUGAAAUGUGUUUACUACACACAAACUAUUGAGGAGUUUGAAAAUUGUUGGGCUGGGUUUAUUAAGACAUACGACUUACAUGAGAAUGCAUGGUUGACAAGUUUAUACAAUGAACGUGAGCAUUGGGUACCAGUUUUCCUAAAAGAGUACUUUUGGGCUGGAAUGAGUACAACCCCGCGAAACGAGAGUAUGAAUGCAUUUUUUUACGGUUAUGUCCAUUCAAAGACAAGAUUGAAAGAGUUUGUCGACCAUUUUGACAAUGCAUUGAAGAAAAAAUUGAAAAUGAAAAUCAGGCGGAAUUCUAGUCAUUCAGCGGCACCAUUCCCUGCGUAUCUAGAUCUCCAAUUGAAAAGAAAUUUCAAGAGUUGUACACCAACUCUAAAUUUAAGGAAGUUCAACAGCAAGUAA